AUGUUGUCCAUCCCGGACUUACGCGUCGACGUCGACUACAUACGCAGCCAAGGCAUAUUCAGCGGAGCCGGUACCUUCUUCCUUAAACAUGUCGUGACGCAUUGCAGGGCCCGAUUCUUGAUCUUGAUACACCACAGAUACUGCCCCGAAGAGCUGCGAGAGCUGCUCCAAACGCACGGGAGAACUAUCGAUCGCGUCGAGGCGUAUGUACUGCUGGUGCAUAUGGACGGGCGCGGGGAAGACACGCGAGUCGACGGCGACUUUCUGCAGUACCACCGCGUUCUGAAGCUCGCUUGCAUAGUUCUGGAGUACACUGGGGAACUUCUCGAGCUCGCUCUGCCGGCAGGGAAACAGUUGACAAGGAGUGGUACUUCGCGUUCCGGCGGCGGACAUGUGAAGGGGCUGAAGAUCCCUGGAAACACAUUUCGACCAUCGCUCCGCCGUCCGAAGGCAAGUUAUGUCUCAAAGAAUGGCUCGAAGCCACUGUCUAUGGUCCUUACCCUGCUCCAGAAUGUAUUGAGCCUGCCAUCUGAGAAGUUUCGCAAGAGAAUCUGGCCCGAUGGACGCUUCAACUACCUAGACACUGCAGAAGAGUCGGUGGAAACCAUGGCUUUCUUGGUCGAGGAAAAUUGCAAUAGCAUUAAGCAAAGGUAUGGCCAAAUUCGUUCCGAGGAUGAUAGUCGCAUAAGUGAAGCCGAGAGAGAGAAACAUCUGCAAGAGGAGAGGUGCUGGGCCGAGCUGCUUCAUUCCCUCUCGUCAUGCAAGGCGGACAGCAAAAUAAGGGGUAGCGCGAUACGAGAAAAGAUACGUGAGAAGUUCACAGAGCCGCGCAUAUCGUGGACGAACCAAGAAGCCAACCUCAGGUAUCAAGAGCGAUGGUACUGGAGGGUCCUAAAGCUCUACAACCUCAUUCUUGUAAUGCUUUCCAAUAAAGCGAGUAGCAUGCGCGGCCAUAAAGUCCCAGAUCGAUUCGAUAUCCUCUCGGUGCAUCACCUCCUCGAAGCUGAAGGGCCACAUGCCGAUCGCUACAUGAACGCCCUCAGGACGUCACGGCUACUCGAUUCUUUGCAAUUAGCCAAUGAUGGUCUCGAAUUCUGGGAGACACCUGAAACGUUCGACUGGACGGAUGUGGCUUCUGUCUCUCAUGCUGUUUCCCAACUCGACACUGCAAUAAAUGGAUCAUCAAGGCGUUGA
Molecule: messenger RNA, 1194 nt
Organism: Pseudovirgaria hyperparasitica
Lineage: Eukaryota; Fungi; Ascomycota; Dothideomycetes; Acrospermales; Acrospermaceae
Exons: 4
Coding region: 1-1194 (397 amino acids)
Source: RefSeq, a predicted model, not a curated record